AUGGUGCGGUCACGCUGAUUAGCAAUAAACACAAUUUGGUUAAAUUAGUGAAACAAAAACAAAAACACCAAACAAAUGCAGUGAUUGGGAUUCUAGCUGCACACAGUCGCGUCGGAACAGCAAGGAUUACACGCAGGACGUGAUGAUGGUCGUCGGGGCACUCUGGCCACUAGCCAUUUUGGUGGCCUCAGCCACUGCCUACAAGAACGUUCGCCUCCAGGACAACAUGUGCUCGGACAAGCUUUUCUACACACUGGCCAAGCCCUUUCGGGGCGAUCCCACGGUGCGGCUGGAGUUCGAGGACACCUCCGGAGCGAUCGUGACCCAGAUGUGGAAUCUGACACUGCCCCAAGGCCAUGCGGCCAACAAGAUCAAGUACGACUGCCAGUUCCGGGUGCUGACCAGCGAUCGACCCCCGCGCGGCAUCUACACCAUCAUCACACGGCUCAAGUUCCGGCGCGAUCCCGUGUCCAAGGAGUGUAUCGACUACAUCCAGUUCAGUAGUGGCAACCGCUCGCCCAGCGAGCGCAUUUGCAAUGAUAUCUCCAUUGACGGCCCCGCGGGACGUUUGAUCUUUGACCAGCGCGACCGCGAAGUCAACGUGCACAUCUUCAUCGAUCGAACGCGCCACAUACUGGGCGACCCGCUGGAGCUGCGCAUGGUGCUGACGGCCCACUCCGAGUGCCAGUUCAACGGGGACUUCCUAUGCGAUCCCGGCGACCAGUACUCGUGCAUCUCGCGCCACUUUGUGCGGGACAACAUCACCAACUGCCUGUAUCCGUGCCGGGACGAGGGCACCUGCUUCCACGACGCCAUCGUGCCGGAGGAGAUCGACACGGCCAAUGUGGCCAUCUCGGCAGUACAUUUUCUAAAUGCUUAGAUACUAAAAAUAGAAAUAAUUGCGUUCAGCCCGUAUCGAAGUAAUUGUUCUUCUAUAAUUUUUUUUUAUUGGAGGGUACUAAAAUAGGAGACCUAAAGCCGGAGUUACUAAUACUAUCAAGUUUUGUUAAAUUCAAAGAAAUGAUUAAAAAACUUAACUUUCAUUCCAACAA
Molecule: messenger RNA, 1052 nt
Organism: Drosophila subpulchrella
Lineage: Eukaryota; Metazoa; Arthropoda; Insecta; Diptera; Drosophilidae
Exons: 2
Coding region: 143-880 (245 amino acids)
Source: RefSeq, a predicted model, not a curated record